Molecule: messenger RNA, 4480 nt
Organism: Aspergillus ochraceoroseus IBT 24754
Lineage: Eukaryota; Fungi; Ascomycota; Eurotiomycetes; Eurotiales; Aspergillaceae
Product: putative TMEM1 family protein
Exons: 4
Coding region: 104-4441 (1445 amino acids)
Biological process (GO): early endosome to Golgi transport; intra-Golgi vesicle-mediated transport
Cellular component (GO): TRAPPII protein complex
Source: RefSeq, a predicted model, not a curated record
CCUCCCCCUUUCACAGCACAUCAGAAUAGACAAUUCUAUUCCAGACUGCUGUAGAGGCAUGCUCUCAAGGAGCAGCCAGUUCCCCCCUGAAUAGUGCCCGGGAAUGAUGGACCCUUCACCCCAGGCUGGCUCAAACAGUGUCACCGUUGAAUAUACUGAUCCCUCGGGGCUCUUUUCGUCCGUCCAGCCUGCCAUCGCAAACAAACUACCGCUCAAGAAUCUCCACUGGAAAUCUCCCACCCGCCCCGUUCGAUCUAUCGAGUCGCUCCGCAUCGGGUUCAUCCCCGCCAAACAGGAUGCAGACGAGCGCAAAUCCUCCAGCGACACCGCUCGAGGCGCCGUAACGCAUCGUCGCCACCAAAUCCCAGGCUUGCGGCAAACCCCAUACCUUAAGAUCUACAUCCUCCGGUGCGACGAUAAUGACACCUACAAGAACACAGCGCGCAAGGCACUCCGGGAUUGGAUCAAGUCACAUGGCUCGUCGUCAACAUCUAACACUGCUGCUACUACUACUACCACGGCUAUCAGUAGCCAGGAGAAGCACGACGCGUUCGAGUGGCUCAUUCUGCAUGUAGUCCAGGACGGAGAUGGGACGGAGAAGGCAGCACCGACUUCGAAAUGGGGUCGCACAACCACAACGGUGCUGGAGAAGGUAAAGGCAGAUUUUAACGGAUCUUCGAAGUCUGCUGUGGAUCGGGUUGCGCAGCUGCGGCUUCCGAAGCCGGAGAGUCCCCCCCAGAGACCUUCUCCUGAUAUGGCGGAUCAGAUUGAGGAUUUUGUGGAGAAGAUGAAAAAUGGGAUUUUGGCAUCGUUCGAUCUCCGUGUGGCUCAGUACGAGGAGGAUAUCAAGGAAAAGGAUUCUCAGCGGAGUUUGCCGGGUUGGAACUUCUGCACGUUCUUCAUACUCAAGGAGGGUCUCGCGAGGGGCUUUGAGAAUGUUGGACUCUUUGAAGACGCGCUGCUAGGGUAUGACGAGCUGGCUGUGGGACUGGAUACCGCUAUUCACGAGCAGUUGGAGGGCUCUAGUGAACAGCAUGGGAAUGCUUUCUUAAUGCACAGUCGGGACUGGCAGGAGAAGGCUAAAGCUGCACUUGAUACUCCGGUAGAACCGACGCAAACGGAGGGUGGGGAUGGAGAGCUGGUCCCAGUCCCGGAAAUUGAUGCAGUGGACUUCCCCAUAGACCCGGCACGGAAGUCCUACCGGGAGAUGAUUCUGGCCAGCAAUAUAUCCAUUUUUGAUUUCCGAACCUAUGUCUUCUCUCGACAGCUAACCCUGCUCCUCAGGGCUUCAAGGGCACCCUCGCUGGCUGGGGACGAGACAGAAACAAGCCGGAGGUUGGCUAAGAGUGACAAGAAACCGGAAGACUUGAUGCUGCUCGGCGAAGUCUGUGAGCGGGCGACUGAGUUCAUCGGUCUCGCCGCGCGAACGCUUAGAUCUGACUUGGAAAUCGGUCUGGUUAAGGAGGACAAUGCUGCAAAGUCGGAGAUUAUCAGCAAUCUUGUGUCAUCUUGGGCGUAUGCCGCUGCAUCCCAGAUUCUAGCCCAAACCUUUACCCCAGCUCUGACGCUGCCCGAGUCUUCUUUACAUGCUGGGGAAGCCGGCGCAGAUACAAAACCACAGGACAUCCCGAAACGCACAAGUUCGCUUAUUACCACGCCUACAUCUCGACAAUCUCGUCCAAUGACUUCGGAGAUGAUAUCCACCGACGGCCUCUCUUCUGUUCAUGCGCGACCCGGCUACGAAGGGCCGAAACUUACCCCUAAAACGGGCUCUGAGCAGCUGGCUUCCGGGAGAGGUGAAUUGCUAUUGAUGGCCCGAAGACUCCUUGAAGAAAUUGCUGGUCGAUGCGGAUGGCAGGAAAAGUGGUCGGAUAUGGGUCUUCUCUUCGACGAUAGGAACUCGGAUUCAGGAAACAUGGCCGAAGUUUCUCUUGAUGAUGAGGCCCCACGGCCAACACAAGAGCCGGAAGCCCGCCAUUCUCUCCGCGGUAUCGACUUGCCUGCUCUCAAGGCUGCUCUUGCUUCCAGGAAGUCUUUCCGUUCACAUUAUGAGGAGCUUACGGAUCGAAUGUUCCGACACCAUAUCGCAGCCAACCGCAUAUAUUCGACGCAGAUGGCCCUGGCUGAUAUGGCUCUUUUACGAUUCCGGCAGAGUGAUUACGGUGCUGCAGCUUCGUAUUUCCAUCAGAUUGCUCCAUUCUACGGCAACAAGCACUGGAGUGUUCUCGAAGGAGUAAUGCUCGAAAUGUACGCACGGUGCCUUAAGGAAUUGGAACGGACCGAGGAGUAUGUACGGAUGAUGCUCCGCCUGCUGGCAAAGUACGCUGCGCAUACGCAGUCUCAGUUAUCAAGCCGCCAGAAAACCAUUGAUGCAUCUUCGAUCUUUGCUGAAGAGGCGCUAGUCUCUGAGUAUGUUGAGGAGUUAUUCCAGGCUUCAAGUGCGUUGCAGAAGGAGGUUUCUGCUUCUUUGACCGAUUUCUUUGCCGACCUACACGUGAAGCCCGCGAUUCUUCAUUAUAAAGACAGGGAUGGAUUCCAGCUACAGCUCUAUCUACGAUUCCUUCUAGGAAAGCGAAUUGAUAUCGAUUCGAUCAAAAUUCGACUUGUUAGCGAUAGCUCCCAAAGUAGCGAGCAUUGGAUUGAAGCACUAACCAAAACGACUGUCAAGUCUUCGUCAACCAAAAUUUUGGUCGAUUCAUCGACAAUGCUUCAUGGGAAAUAUUUUGUUGAUCGUGUGGAAAUGCGAGCAGGCAACAUCCUUUUCACUUUAAGCGUUGGAAAACAUCUAACUCUACCAGUUGGAUUCAGGGAAUCUGUCGACGCAGAAGAAGGGGACACCCGGUCAUACAUCUACUGCUACCCGCCCCCGGAGGGCCUACAGGCAAAGAUCGAAUCGCCUCGCCUAGUCAACCUGGAGGGCAUGCGCACGCUAGAGCUGGAACUCAACAGCGGUUGGAACGACAUCAGGGCGGGCACUCUCCGCGUGCGGCCGGCCACGGCCGGGCUUCGACUCCGGAUUGCAGAAGCAGAGGUGGUAGAGGGUGAGGUCAAGAUCCAAGCAAACGGGGAGACCGGGAAUAUUGAAUUCAACCAGCUAGGGCGCAACUCGCGUGUUCGGUUCCGGGUUCCGUACACGGUCGAGGAGCACCCACCGACGCUGUCUGCAAGGGCAGAAGUUACUUAUGAGACGGAUCAAGGACAGUUCGCUUACUCCUCGGCGCAUACCAUUGUCUCGGCGCUUCCGAUCAGUGUCAAUGUGCAGGAUGUCUUUAAACAGAAUGUACUCUUCUCUCGAUUCACCAUCAGUCCAGCUACGAUGAUCCCGCUUUGGCUGUCGAAAUGCAGUAUCCCCAGCUCCGAUGUCUACCAGGUACAGUCGAACGUCGGGGAGAAAGUCGCGAUGCGCGUAUUUCCCAAGCAGCCCGCCUCACUGCUCUACAAGAUUCAACCGCGCGAAGACAGCAUCGUUUCUCCGGGAUCGAGACGUUCUCUCCGCCUUAGUGUUGAUUUUACGUGCAUCGACGACGAGUGUUUGGAUACAGUGGAGAAGACGUUCAAAGCAAGCAUCUCGGCCAGUGAAUAUGCACAGUAUACCACCUUACUGACUUCGCAUAUUGUCGAUGCCUUCCGCACGCAGCUAUCGACAUCGGAGAUGGAAGUCAUUGGACUUGUUCGCGAGAUCGAACUCUUGUCCUAUGCAGCUGUUCGGUGGGAGAACCUGCUGAGCGCAUUAAUGGAGCCCAUGGAUGGAUUAAGAACCUGGCUCAAGGAGUGGCAUAGCGACCAUCCGAUUCUCACGCUUCCUAAAGAGCCCUCCCAGGCACAGCGCCACAUGAUCAUCAUCCCUGUGGACAUUCCCGAGAUCCAGGUAGUCCACACCGCUGAACUACGGCUCACUAAUCUGCCAGAGGCGCAACCCAGACACGCCGCGGUGGGUCAAACCAUCACCGCUGAACUCCGCCUCUCCCACACGCGCCGCUGGUGCUCACCCGAUCAGCGCGAUCAAGCCGGAGGACCGCUCGAAUUCUCGUACGAGCUACACGCCAAUCCCGAACUAUGGAUGGUGGGCGGUCGACGGCGCGGGAACUUUACGGCCAGCGAAGGCGAAAGCAAAACAUUUGCUAUCAUGUUACUACCACAGAAGGCUGGGCAUUUACUUCUUCCGGGACUAGAGAUCCGAAGUUUUGUAUCCCCGGGUACCAGUACGCAGUCGCCGUCGCCGUCGACCACGAUCGCGGCCACGGUGGCGGGGGUCCCAGCGGUGACAACACCAGGGUCAGCGCCCGUUCAGCGCCGGCCGAUUGCGUGCGAGGUCGACUACCGGAAUCAUGGCGAGACCAUACAGGUAUUACCAGAUCUUCGCAGCACGACGGUAAGUCUCAGUCUAUCGACGGGAGGACACGGGGGGGCGUGGUUAAUUGAUUCGGAACGACGUGUAUAAAAACCAUUCUUGGAUUCGAAAAUAUAUAUAAUAAUAAUG